AUGUGCUCCACCACACCCCAAAGAGAAGUUUUGCCCACCAAUGUGAAGCCAUUGCGCUACGACUUGACGUUGGAGCCAUUGUUUGACACCUUCACCUUCAAGGGCGACUUGACCAUCGAUUUGCAAGUCAAUGAUAAGUCUGACACCGUCACUCUCAACUCGUUGGAGAUAGAGGUGCAAUCUGCAGACGUCAAUGGAGAGGCUGUCAAGUCGACCUCGUUUGAUGAAGAUAAACAAACUGUUUCUUUCGCUUUGGCUCUGCUUUUGGAGCCAGGUGCUUCUGCCAAGUUGCACAUUGUUUUCACCGGUAUCUUGAACGAUAAGAUGGCUGGUUUCUACAGAUCUUCGUACACGGACGACAAGGGUGAAACCAGGUACUUGGCCACGACGCAGAUGGAACCCACCGACUGUAGAAGGGCGUUCCCCUCGUUUGACGAACCAGCCUUGAAGGCCAACUUUGACAUUUCUUUGAUCUCGGCUAAAAAUUUGGUCCACUUGUCCAACAUGGACGUUAAGGAGGUUGUGGAGUUGGAUGGCAACAUGAAGAAGACCGUGUUCAACACUACUCCCUUGAUGUCCACGUACUUGGUGGCCUUCAUCGUGGGUGACUUGAAGUACGUCGAGAACAACGAUUACGAGAAACCCAUUAAGGUGUGGGCCACCCCAGGCUCGGAGCACUUGGGCCAGUACUCUGCUGACAUUGCGGCGAAGACGUUGGCUUUCUUUGACAAGAAGUUCGAUAUCCCAUACCCCUUGCCCAAGUUGGACAUGGUGGCCAUCCACGACUUCAGCGCUGGUGCCAUGGAGAACUUUGGCCUUAUCACUUACAGAACUGUUGAUUUACUUUUGGACCCAAAAAACACCAACGUUAACACCAUGCAAAGAGUCACUGAAGUGGUAAUGCACGAGUUGGCUCACCAGUGGUUCGGUAACUUGGUAACCAUGGACUUCUGGGACGGCUUGUGGCUCAACGAAGGUUUCGCUACCUGGAUGUCCUGGUACGCUUGCGACUCCUUGUAUCCCGACUGGAAAGUGUGGGAAUCCUACGUCGCUGAUUCUCUCCAGCACGCUUUGACCUUGGAUGCAUUGAGGUCCUCUCACCCAAUUGAGGUUCCAGUUAAGCGUGCCGAUGAGAUCAAUCAAAUUUUCGAUGCCAUCUCUUACUCGAAGGGUUCGUCUUUGUUAAAGAUGAUUUCUCGUUGGUUGGGUGAGGAUGUGUUCGUCAAGGGCGUUUCAAACUAUUUGAAGAAGCACAAGUGGGGCAACACCAAGACCUCGGACUUGUGGGAGGCUUUAAGUGAUGUCAGCGGAAAAGAUGUGGUCAAAGUCAUGGAUAUCUGGACCAAGCACGUUGGCUUCCCAAUCGUCCAUGUCCAAGAGAGCGGCAAUGGCGAGUUGACUCUUACUCAGAACAGAUUUCUUGCCACUGCUGAUGUCAAGCCUGAGGAAGACGAGGUGUUGUACCCCGUUUUCUUGGGCUUGAAGACCUCCAAGGGUACCGAUGAAGCUGCUGUGUUGGAGACUAGAUCCAAGAAGAUCAAGCUUGACACUACUGAUGAUUUCUACAAGGUCAACGGUGACCAAUCUGGUAUUUACCGUACUGCCUACACUCCCGACCGUUGGGUGAAGUUGGGUGAUGCUGGUGUUUCCGGUAAGUUGACUGUGGAGGACCGUAUUGGUUUAGUGGCAGAUGCUUCAUCUUUGGCAUCUUCUGGUUUCAUCAGCACUACUGCCCUUUUGGACUUGGUCAAGUCCUGGUCUAACGAGGCUAACUAUGUCGUCUGGGACCAGAUUUUGACUUCCACUGCUCAAAUUAGAGCCGCCAUGAUCUUCGAAGAUGAGUCUGUCAAGGAAGCUCUCAACAUUUUUGUUGCUGACUUGAUUUCCAAGAAGCUUAAGGAAGUUGGUUACGAGUUUUCUGAGUCUGAUUCCUUCGCUGAUCAGCAAUUAAAGUCCUCCUUGUUUGGUGCCGCUGCUACCACUGGUCACAAGGAGGUUGUUGAGUACUCUCUUCAAGCGUUCCAGAAGUUUGUCGAUGGUGACGAGAAGGCAAUUCACCCCAACUUGAGAAGCGCCAUUUUCAACACUGUUGCCAAGCUCGGUGAUGAAAAGGCCUUUGACCAGCUCUACCACAUCUACACCAACCCACUGUCUGUAGAGGAGAAAAUCGCUGCUUUGAGAGCUUUUGGUAGAUUCAACGAUGAUGCUAUCCUCGACAAGGUUUCCAGCUUGUUGUUGAAGACCGAUAUCAUCAAGGCUCAGGACAUCUACAUCCCAAUGCAAGGUAUGAGAGCCCACAGGAAGGGUAUCGAACGUUUGUGGAAGUGGUUCACCGAGAAUUGGGAUGAAAUCUACAAGUUGUUGCCACCGGGACUUUCCAUGUUAGGUUCUGUGGUGACGCUUGCUUCAUCUGGCUUCACCAAAGUUGAGCAGAAGCUGCAAGUAGCUCAAUUCUUUGAGGGCAAGAACACUAAGGGUUUCGAUCAGAGCUUGGCCCAGUCUCUUGACCUCAUCACAGCCAAGGCCAACUGGGCCACACGUGAUGGCGACGUGAUUGCCCAGUGGCUAAAAAAGAAUGACUACACUGCCAAGCUCUAA
This is a messenger RNA of Candidozyma auris, 2598 nucleotides long. It is a transcript of the gene APE2, whose product is annotated as metallo-aminopeptidase. Lineage: Eukaryota; Fungi; Ascomycota; Pichiomycetes; Serinales; Metschnikowiaceae. Gene Ontology annotation, biological process: proteolysis; peptide catabolic process. The coding region runs from base 1 to 2598 and encodes 865 amino acids. Gene Ontology annotation, molecular function: zinc ion binding; peptide binding; metalloaminopeptidase activity. The transcript has a single exon. Gene Ontology annotation, cellular component: cytoplasm. The record is from RefSeq and is a predicted model, not a curated record.